Diceros bicornis minor is the source of this 519-nucleotide messenger RNA. It is a transcript of the gene CETN1, whose product is annotated as centrin 1. The record is from RefSeq and is a predicted model, not a curated record. NCBI's taxonomy places the organism in Eukaryota, Metazoa, Chordata, Mammalia, Perissodactyla, Rhinocerotidae. Gene Ontology annotation, biological process: mitotic cell cycle; nucleotide-excision repair; centriole replication. The coding region runs from base 1 to 519 and encodes 172 amino acids. Gene Ontology annotation, cellular component: centrosome; centriole. The transcript has a single exon. Gene Ontology annotation, molecular function: calcium ion binding.
AUGGCUUCCAGCUUUAAGAAGCCAAACGCGGCCUCUACCAGCCAGAAAAGAAAGGUGGGUCCUAAGCCUGAACUCACUGAAGAACAGAAGCAAGAAGUUCGCGAGGCGUUUGACCUCUUCGAUGCCAACGGAAGUGGGACCAUCGACGUGAAGGAGCUGAAGGUGGCCCUGAGAGCGCUGGGCUUUGAACCCAGGAAGGAAGAGAUGAAGAAGAUGAUCUCCGAAGUGGACAAGGAAGGCGCAGGGAAAAUCAGCUUCAAUGACUUCCUGGCCGUGAUGACUCAGAAGAUGGCCGAGAAAGACACCAAAGAAGAAAUCCUGAAGGCUUUCAGGCUCUUUGAUGAUGAUGAAACUGGGAAGAUCUCUUUCAAAAACCUCAAGCGCGUGGCCAACGAGUUAGGGGAAAACCUCACUGAUGAGGAGCUGCAGGAAAUGAUUGACGAGGCAGACCGCGAUGGAGACGGCGAAGUGAACGAGGAAGAGUUUCUUCGGAUCAUGAAAAAGACCAACCUAUACUGA